Myotis daubentonii (Daubenton's bat) is the source of this 16758-nucleotide messenger RNA. RefSeq names its product one cut homeobox 2 (gene ONECUT2). Gene Ontology annotation, biological process: regulation of transcription by RNA polymerase II. The record is from RefSeq and is a predicted model, not a curated record. Lineage: Eukaryota; Metazoa; Chordata; Mammalia; Chiroptera; Vespertilionidae. Gene Ontology annotation, molecular function: DNA-binding transcription factor activity, RNA polymerase II-specific; RNA polymerase II cis-regulatory region sequence-specific DNA binding. Gene Ontology annotation, cellular component: nucleus.
UGGACAGCUCCCGCUCACCCAAACAGAAGCCGUCCGCACCGGAGCGGGCUGGAACAUGGCUAGGCUGCGCGCCGGCCCGAGCGGCGGGGCUCGGUGAUCCCUCCCUCCCUCCCCGCCCCCUCUCCUCUCCCGCACGCACGCCCCGUCCGCCCCCACCCCGCCCCCACCCCGGGCGCGCCCGCCCGCAGCCCGGGGCGCACACCGCACGCACGCUCCCCCUCCACACACUCACGCAGUCUCGUGCCCUCCCCUGCUCCCGCGGCGGAGCUCCGCCACGCGCGCCUUGCCAGCCCGCCGGCCGCCCCCGCCGCCCCCGUGCCCCGAUGGACUGAAUGAAGGCUGCCUACACCGCCUAUCGAUGCCUCACCAAAGAACUAGAAGGCUGCGCCAUGAACCCGGAGCUGACAAUGGAAAGUCUGGGCACUUUACACGGGCCGGCCGGCGGCGGCAGCGGCGGGGGCGGAGGCGGGGGCGGCGGGGGCGGCGGCGGGGGCCCGGGCCAUGAGCAGGAGCUGCUGGCCAGCCCCAGUCCCCACCACGCGGGCCGCGGCGCUGCCGGCUCACUGCGGGGCCCGCCGCCGCCGCCAACGGCUCACCAGGAGCUGGGCACGGCGGCAGCGGCAGCGGCGGCGGCGUCGCGCUCGGCCAUGGUCACUAGCAUGGCCUCGAUCCUGGACGGCGGCGACUACCGGCCCGAGCUCUCUAUCCCGCUCCAUCACGCCAUGAGCAUGUCCUGCGACUCGUCCCCACCCGGGAUGGGCAUGAGCAACACCUACACCACGUUGACGCCGCUCCAGCCGCUGCCGCCCAUCUCCACCGUGUCGGACAAGUUCCACCACCCGCACCCUCACCACCACCACCCCCACCACCAUCACCACCACCACCACCACCAGCGCCUGUCGGGCAACGUCAGCGGCAGCUUCACCCUCAUGCGCGAUGAACGCGGGCUCCCGGCCAUGAACAACCUCUACAGCCCCUACAAGGAGAUGCCGGGCAUGAGCCAGAGCCUGUCCCCGCUGGGCGCCACACCGUUGGGCAACGGGCUGGGUGGCCUCCACAACGCGCAGCAGAGCCUGCCCAACUACGGGCCGCCGGGCCACGACAAAAUGCUCAGCCCCAACUUCGACGCGCACCACACUGCCAUGCUGACCCGCGGUGAGCAGCACCUGUCCCGGGGCCUGGGCACCCCGCCCGCGGCCAUGAUGUCGCACCUCAAUGGCCUGCACCACCCGGGUCACGCUCAGUCCCACGGGCCAGUGCUGGCACCCAGCCGCGAACGUCCACCCUCGUCCUCGUCGGGCUCGCAGGUGGCCACAUCUGGCCAGCUGGAGGAGAUCAACACCAAAGAGGUGGCCCAGCGCAUCACCGCCGAGCUGAAGCGCUACAGCAUUCCGCAGGCGAUCUUCGCGCAGAGGGUGCUGUGCCGGUCUCAGGGGACUCUCUCCGACCUGCUCCGGAACCCAAAGCCGUGGAGUAAACUCAAAUCUGGCAGGGAGACCUUCCGCAGGAUGUGGAAGUGGCUGCAGGAGCCGGAGUUCCAGCGCAUGUCCGCCUUACGCCUGGCAGCAUGCAAACGCAAAGAGCAAGAACCAAACAAAGACAGGAACAAUUCCCAGAAGAAAUCCCGCCUGGUGUUCACUGACCUCCAACGCCGAACACUCUUCGCCAUCUUCAAGGAAAACAAGCGCCCAUCAAAAGAGAUGCAGAUCACCAUUUCCCAGCAGCUGGGCCUGGAGCUCACAACCGUCAGCAACUUCUUCAUGAACGCCCGGCGCCGUAGCCUGGAGAAGUGGCAGGACGACCUGAGCACCGGGGGCUCCUCGUCCACCUCCAGCACUUGUACCAAAGCCUGAUGGAAGGACUCUUAGUUGGGCACAAGUCGUUUCCAAAUGAGUAAAACACAUACCAAAAGAAAACACAAAGGAAAAGACACUGGAUUCUUAGCUGGGGCCCUUCACUGGUGAUUUGAAAGCACAAUUCUCUUGAAAAGAAACUUCUAGCUGUAAUCAUAGGCCAGGUGUUCUUUUUUGUUUUGUUUUUAAUGGCUAUGGAGCCCAAGUGAAAGCUGGAAAUGAAUCUCUUUGAACCGGACUUUGUCCUCUGAGCAUGCUGAGCAUCUCAGGAACCCAAAUGGGGCCUUCCUGGAGCAAGUUCAUUUCAGUGUAGUGUCAACCAAGCUCAGGAUUGCUUAAAAUGUCAACAGCCCCACUUGCGGGGGUUUUCAACCUCUUGCAGUCAGAGUUCUCACCAGUAACCGUGGGAAUUCCGCCUGAGUUUGGGCUCCCAAGAUGCUACUUUAAAAGAAGACUCUAGCAACCAGAAUGACCUCAUUUGAUUUCCAAGUGCUUAGCCACAUCACACCACAUACACCAAAGUUCACAGCCAUAACAUAAAAAACAUCGGAUAUGAUAAUUACUGAGCACAAGUAUUAAAUAUGAAGUUAAAAACAAACAAACAAACCCAAGGACCUGUUUUUCCAACUCAGGCAUCUUUUCAUUGAAUGGUUUUGAAAGAUUUAAGUUGGUCCAGUUUACAAUUUUCUUUUCUUUACCUCCUGUAAAUCUAAUAUGGUCUUGGAUCCAUCAAAACAACAAAUCAGUUCACUUGAGCUCAAAGUAUCAAGCACAACAAAGAUAAACAGAGAAGAAAGGAAGGUUUUGGAUUCACCACCUCUGGAUUUUCAAGACACCGAUUGGGAAGUGAUUAGGGAAUCAUUGGGAAUAAGGCUUCAAGCACAUUUUGCAGUUUGCUACAAAUUCUGUUUGUACAUAAUGCAGACGCACACUCAGGAGGCCAAUUUAACUGUUAUGGUACAUGGAGCAAAUGCAGCAUUUUAAAAGAUCUAGAUUUUUUUAGAUCAUUAAUGUAUCCUUCUUGGUUGUUAGUUACCUGGUUCCUCCUAUUGUGCAUUCUGACCACCACGUAAGUCAUUCUCACUCUUUCAGAUUUGGGUUGUUCUCUCGUCCAUCCCAUUGGUAGGGAUGUUUUCAGUGUUUUCUUACAAGAAAAAGAUAAUCAUUCAAACCGCCAUACAUGUUAUGCAUCUAGUCCUAAACCUCUUCCAUUGUUAAGUUGUCCUAGAAAAACAGCUGAAUAAAACUGGAGAAAACACAGCACACCAAAGAAGCAGAAUACUGCAAACCAAAGACAUUUAUUACUUGCCAUUUUCUAGCCUAAAUAUACUGUGAUUACGUUUAGAAAUCAGAAAACCUCUGCAACUCCAAAUGGCAGCCAGCUCUUGCAUUUGGCUCACCAUCAGGCUGAGCAGACAGGCUAUGCCAAGGACAUCAGCCAAGCCACCCAGGGAGUGGCUGUCACCUUCCAACAGCAAGCAGGAGAGCGCCCACAGAACUCUGGGAGAUUGCGAAGGUCAUGAUGUGCAUAUUUACCAGUGAAUGGCCCCAGGUGGGCACCAUGGGGGUGUUCAAAGCAAGCCAAACGCUGCAAUGAUUCUUUACAGACACUUGAGACUGACUUUUUUUUUAUGAAUUACUUAAUCGAAACCAAAGAAACUUUUUCUGCACCUACUUCUGCAACAAACAAAACUGUCCCAUUAAGGUGAAUAAGUAAAUACGUAAAUCAAUGAAAAUCACCACCAAGAAGAAGGAAGCACGCCAGAAAAAAAAAUACAGUGAGACACACUGUGUUCAAACAGACCUCUUGGGACAUUUUUUGGAAGCAGAUUUGAAAGAAAGGGUUGAGACAAGGAUGGAAAUAAGGAAAACGCCUCAGUGGCUGCUGCUUCAUUUGACAACUCACGCGGGAAUCUUAAAGUUGAAGAUUGUCUUUAAUUUGUGCCUAUGCAGUUUUUCAAAAGAACACGGAACAGAGCAACAGAAACCUCAACAGCUACAAUACCAAAGAUGAGGAUUUCUCACACCUUUUGUUUCAGUUCAUUAUCUCCUCUUGCCUGGCUAACAUACUAAUAGUACCAUUGAUCUGUAUAAAGGUAAUCAAUUUUGUUUCUGAGCAACGAAAGGAAAGGGUCAUUUAUUUGAUUUUAUUGUUUCCCUUUCAUCUUGUUUUAUGGCUUUCUACCCUAAUAUGGAAUCUCUCAAAAGGUUCUAUGGACUCCAAGUUUAAGAUGUUGGCAUAGCGACCGACUCUCUUCUCUCUGCUCCGCAGAGUGGGGAGAAUGGUAGUGUCAUUUGAAUGUUCUUUGCUAAUCCCUUAGAUUUAAGGUUCCUUCUUUGUUCAGUCUCAUCAUCAGGGGAGGGGAGGGGAGUGAGAGUCAGGGUUAGGGGUCUUGGUGACACAUCCUCGCCCGAGCCACAGAACCAAAGAGUUUAUAGAGGAAUUGACAGCCUCAUUUGAUUGCUACAUCCUAACAGGGCUUCAUUUGGGGGUGGGGGGAAACAUGUAAAAAUAAUUGCCAGUUUCUACUUUUCUAUUAGCUUUUUAAAAAUCAGCUGUAAAGUUGCAUUUCUAAAGAAAGAUAUAUAUAUAUAUAUAAUAUAUGAACACAUAUAUAGACUCAACUUGACAUUGGUAAUAACCCCAAAAUUAUUGCUGCCCAAAUUCAUGUCUUGUUUUUAUCAAGUGUUUCAUUGAUUAAGUAUUCAGUUCAGAAUUUUGCUCAUUUCUCAUGCCAUCCCAGAGUUUGUUUACCAUUGUGGAUGACUUGGAGUAUUCACAUUUCUGUGAAAAUUCCUGGCAAAGGUUGAAAGUCAAGUACAAGCUUGAUAAGCUGUUGAUAAAUGGACCCAUAGUGAAAAUGAGUUUUGUUUGAAUUUGGAGUCAUCGCUCAUCUAUGCCUCAACCAUAUUCAAGGUGGUGAGGCCCACCCGCCCCAGAACUAGGCCGGGGCCAGUCAGGUGCUCGUCUUCUGGGAAGGCUCCAUGGUCCAUUCCCACCACUUACGGAGAUGAGGCCAGUCCAGAAAUCGGUUCUCCAGGAGCGUCCCAGUCCCAGGUGUUCUAGAUCCUCCUCGGUGAGUAGAUCUACCAAAGGGACUUCUCAAAGGGGAAGUACCUCCCAUGGCAGUGGGUUCAUCAGGUUUCCUCAGGGUGGUAAUGACCAAAUUGCGUAGACAAGCCUGUGUAUAACCACAGCUGGCUCUGGGGUAAGGCAAUGGUGUUGUUGGGGUGGGGUGGGUCUCAGUCCUGGAGAGAAAAUACAAAGCAGGGUCCUGUCCCUGGGAGCCCCAUUGUCCCUUGUUCCACUUCUCACUCCCACCGUGGGGGUCUCCCUUCUCAGUGGCAGCAGCCAUGGAGCUGUGACUCUCCUGGACUUUUGUCAUUCACCCUACCUGGACUUUUCCGUGUCUCUUUGUCUCUUGCUCAUACUCCAUGUCUUCUUUGUCAAAUGACCAAAAAAGAGUAUUAUUUCAGCAGGGGAACGCUCCAUAUUGGUUGAUAAAAAUGAAUUUCAACUUGCAUAUUUCCAAAUGAUUCCUUGUGACUUGUGGCCAGUGGAAAUGGUUAUUCUAUCAAGAGUAGAUUGAGCAGCCAAGCCUGCUUGGUUUGAUUAGUGAUUCUUUGGUACUCUAAUCUCAGCAUUUCAGCCUCUGCCAUCAUCGGAAGAUGUCUACUCCAAAAGAGCAAAAAUCUCUUUGUGGCCUGAGAUUUCAACAUUGGCCCAAAUGAGGGGUAGUCACAUACACCCUCUGUGUUCCUGGUGACCUGAGGAAGAGGUCAUAAUGUAAAAAACCAAGAACUCCCCUCCAAGGACUUUUCAUAAACAUCUCACCAGAGAAAUGUGUGUUUUAAAAAAUUAUUUACAUACAUACAUGAAUACAUGUGUGUAUCCAUAUAUUUAUGUAUCAAAAUUGUAAGCCCUACUGAAUUUCAAUUUGUUAAAAAUCUGAAAGGGAAAAAAAUCUCUACAAAUUGAAAGGUAAUGAAAUUUGACCCAUGAGUUUCCUCAAGCAUUUUUAAAUCUUACUUUUAAAUUAAUAAUUUCAGGAAAAAAUAAUUGUUUGGUCAUGUUAUAGUUUAGGGUCCUUUUCUUCAAUCAAAAAAAAAAAAAUUCCAGGCAUGCCUCAGCCAUCAGCAAUGGAAGGGACAGUGUGAAGGGACAGUCCUGAACCAAAAUUCACAUUCUUGAGGCACCAGAAGUCCAAAGGCUAUUGAGUGGAAAAACACUUUUCUUUAUUCUUUACUUGUGUGUUCAAUGUGAUUUUGGUUCUGGGAAUAUAAUUCUUUUAUUCCAGGAAUUUUUUAUUAAGAGCCAAUAUUUUUUGAAGGAAAACAGCAACAAUAAUAAAAACUCAACCCCAAUAAUAAAGGCUUUUCCAAAAUGUAAAAUAGUGUGUACGUUGUACCAUGUACAGGUACUGGCGAGAAUGAGUUGGGAAGGGACCAGCCUGACAUUUUCUCCGGAGAGAUGAGAGCAGUGGCUCCGUAGUAUCUCUUUUCCUGCAGGCUCUUGGCAUUUAUGGACUUAGAAAAUUUAAGCUAAUUUUCAUUCAGAGCUAAAGUAAAAUAAAAAUUAGGAAGGCAAAUCUGAUACACACAGGUAUAUAUACAUAUGCAUGUUUGUAAGUCUAACAAUGUAUUUCAGAGCCAAAUAUAAAUACCUUUUAAAUGAUCAAUCAUUUUACCUUAUCUAUGCUGGGCACCCACCUAUUAAUGCCAAUAAAUUAAAGUUGAACAGAUUUUUUAAAAUCUUUACCACUGGAUAGGGUCAGGAGGACACUUCCCCACUUUUGAAAAUAUUGGUAGAAUUACACAGGUGUCUGUGUGAGUGUCAUUGCUAUUGUGUCAUGACAAUAUACUUUGCAGUGAACUUGGAUUUUCAGGAAGUUGUAUAGUAAAAGUUUUUAAAAAUAUAAAAAGAACAGGCUGGGAUCCAGUGUUAUUAAAGAAUAAUGAACUCUAUUAAAAAGUAGAGAAAAAGAGAUGAUACAUAUGGUCCAAGUUUAUACCAAGACCCAGACACAAGUACUGGGAACAUAAUUAUCAUGAUUCCUAACAGAUCAGAGCUGAUUUUUUGUUGUUGUUGCUGCUGAUGUUGUGUGAUUUGGACUUGUUAGCCUAACCAGGAGGAGUGAAUGGGAAAACGGCAGAUGCAGAAGGGAGAGAGCUGGUGCCUAUAACUUUCUGAUACUUACCUGCGAGACUGACUAGCUUAAUAAUUUGGUACCUUUCACUAAGACCAAGUCACCGUAAAAGAGCAGGAGAUCCUAGUUAUCGAGAAGCUUACAAAAUUCUUACUAAAGGAAGAAGGGGCACCUGAUUUGUAAGAAUCUCAGAAGUUAAUGACAUUGGCUUUAAAUAUGGAUGUCCCAAUGCCAAUUUUCUUUUCAAAAAUACCCUUGAUAUUUUUCUUUCCAGGGGCAGGAGAGAGAGAGGGUUUGUUUAUUUGUUUUAGGAAGUCUCAGAAUGCGUUAUAAAUACAAAAACAAUUAUUAAAAUAAAAUAGAGCUUCACGUAGGUAGACACAAAGCUUAUAAAGGAGGCUGAUGGGCAAUUGCAUGAAUCCCACAGGACCAAAAAUACUCCUUGUUCUCAGAUACCAAAAUGACUGACAGUCUCGGGCAAGUUAAAACUGGAGCCCGAGCUUUCCUUACAGGUCUUUGAGUUUGCCGACUGGAAUUAGCCAGCUAAUACCUUUUUAGUCGAGAUAAUGUGUAUAGGAAAAAACACAUUGCCCCGAGUUUGGUCAUCCCAUGGAAGUCUUCCACUCUGCCCCAUCUUUUAGCAGCAGACAUUUCAAAUAGCAUAAACCUUGGUAGAUACGUUUGCCUCAAGUUCACACAGUCUGUCAGCUUGGAUGUAUGCAGGUUUAGAUACAUCUUCUGACUUGUAUUCUCAUGAUGUCCUGAUAGCCACACACAUUACCUAUGCGUGUCUAGACUGUGCACAGAUAUGUGUGCACAGACAUCUCCAUACACAUCUACUGUCAUCUGUUACAAUAAAUAAAUUUUAAAUGAUCAUUUAACAUGCAUGUAGUACAUCUACAAUGUACAUUGUUUUCAUUAUUUAUUGUAACACGUAAAACUCAAGUUCAGGGGGAGAAAAGUAUCCCAACAUCUUCCUUGUGUGCACUUGGAGUUACCUUCAUUUGGGCACAUCCAAGAUAAACUCAACUUUCAAGAAACCUUGGAUGUUAUUUAAUCAUCUGUGUAAGAAUGAUACAUAUGCUUGAUUACUUCGGUUGAAUAGCUUUAUUCUGGAUCUCUCAUAACUAAAGCUAAAUCCAAAGACCUGAAAAGGGACAAAAAGAAUAAAACAAAGAAAAAGAAGGAAAAAAUAGCAAAAGAAAGUGCAAACUAAUAGGGAAAAAGUGGACUCUGGUUCCCAGGGCUGAGACAAUGGUGACGUGGUAUUGUGGGGGCUGCGCUAGCUAGAGAGGGGGAAGUGGUGAUUAUUUUUCCAUGCUUGUCACAUCUAAAUGGUCUUUCUGAACAUAAGUUUUAGGGGUUAUAAUUUCCUGCUUUACUUUCAUUUAGACUAUUGAAAGAGGUUAAUAAAUGUUGUCCAUCAAAAAAAUGAAGACAGUCAAAAGAAACAUUUUUUUUUUCUUGUCUCUUUGGGUUAUGACCCAACCAGCUAUGUAAUUAAUUUAUUUAAUUAGUCUCUAGUACAGAAAUGUAUAGGAUGUGGGUAAUUAUUUAAUCAUCCUUCCUUAGUUUGAUUUUACUCCUUGUGCUUAUUUAUCAAAAUCUAGACCAAUCUCUUGAAGGUUAGUUUGCUUUAUAAAGCAGUGAAAUUCUGUUACAGACAGGGAAGAAGCACAGGUUACAGGAAAAAAAGAGAAAUCGAGGUCUGUUUCCUUCUUGAAUUAACUUUGAAAAUAGUUUAAAUAACAAUUAUUAAAUUAUUUAAUUUAAGUUCGCAGCCUCACCUGGUACCAGGCAAACUUCACCUUUGAAUUAUUGGGGCCCGCAGAGCCUUCCUAAUGUAAUUUAUUUAUUUAACUUAUUCAGCAUCUGUGAAAGGUGCACUGUAUAGUUUAUAUUUUUUAUUUAAAAACAACAGAGAGCACUAUAGUUUGUUUGUGGUCAGAACAACAGAGCAAAGUCUGUGGACAAGCAAUGACUAUUCAACUUGAACCUGUGCAUUCAGAAAACAUAAGCCGAGACCCUGCUUCACCAGCCUGGAUUUCGGGGCUUCUAUACAGAAACUGGAAAAAUACAUUUUAAAAAAGCAUAACUGCAAAAAGAGAGAAACCCUUACACUAGCUGCUUCCAAGAAUGAACUCUGUGUGUGUGUAAAACAACAAAACAGAAAAGGAAAAAAAAAAAAAGCAGAAAAAAGAAAAAAAAAGGAAAAACUUUCUAUUUCUAGUGAGAACCAAAGAAGGCUACCUCACUGACUUUUUCCAUUUGUAAUUUUAAUCGUGUUGAGACACCAAAGAUACCAAAGAUUUCUUUCUCUGUGCGGUCUGCAUUUUGCUUGUGCUCUUUUACAAUUUUAACUAUUCUCUCUGAUGUAUGGUAUGUACAGCCACAGCUCAGAUACCCCAAAGAAAGAAUUAUCUGUGCGACGACGGCUGCCAAUUGGAGAAGGGAUAUUUUCUGUGUUUCUCCCAUUUGUUCCCCAUCCCUGCCACAUGUUCAGGAUGCAAAUUCAGAUGUUGCUAUAAUUGGGUUCCUUAAAUUCCAAUGCCAAGUGGGUGAAGAAGUCUGGUUGGAAGUGGCCUUCAGUCCUAGCCCUGACCUUGUCCUUACUAUGGAGUUAAAACAGUAAAGAUUUCCAAUUACUGGACCACAGAAACUCUAACCAUUAAACAGUAGAGCUAGAAGGGACCUUAGAAAUCAUUUAGUCAACACUUCCCUUCCCCGGAGGCCUGGAGGAGUUGAAGGCUAUGUAGAGAGUUGAAGGCCCCCUGCUCCAGUGCUCUGCACUUCCUCUGCAGGAGACAGGCCACAUGUUGGCAAAGAGCAGGGUGGCAAUCCUUCAGCAAUGAGUAGGGCCUGGGCUUAUCACUUAACAUUUUCAGUGGGUAAAAAUAGUCAGAGGCAUUUCAGUGUGUGUCUUGUUAGAACCUCAACAGAAAGUCCCAUAUGGUCAGUUGCUAUAAAAGUGGCCAGCCUUGAAAUAUCAGGGCCCAUCAAGAGGUUUUUGCCUUGGAAGUACACAUUGAUCCGAUGUGAUCACUAUUGAAGUUCCCCAUUACAAAGUGUGCUAUACAUACACUUUCAUUCAGUGGAAAGAGAGAGUUUGUUCGUGGUCUGUUGAGUUUAAUUAUUAUGGAUAUUUUAGGUUAGUAUCAGAAAAAAGGAAUUUGAUCACCGUUUGUACAGGUGACAUUUACUAGUAAGCUGUUCAGCUUUUGCCUUUUCCUCUUGAAUUGUAGGUGUGUGUUUAUAUUUCAUUUCUAGGCCAACUAUGUACAGAAUUUGUGAGAGAACAUUAAGCCUUACGUCAAGGAUUAUUUAUUGUAAAUGAAAGAUGACCCCAAAAUUUCAGAGGAAUAGACAAGCCAGUUAAGAAAUGAUUACUUAAAGUUCCUUCUCUCUUCCCUUCUUACUCAUGAAAUUAGUCUUUUUUUUUUUAAUUGCAUUACAUGAUUCAGUCACUAUUAAGGUCCAUUCAUUAGUGACUUGCAUGUUGGCCAAUGAAUCAUUCUCAGCUUCUGAGCAAAUGGGUCUUAGACAUAUGCAAAGACCCACCUUUCAUCUGUACAGCUCUUUAUUGAACACUGGUAUUUUGCAUUUCACAUAGAGAUGUGGUUACCUUUGAGCUUUUAAAGGGACCAUUUAGACAAAGAAGCUAAGAAGGAAAAAGACCAAUCAGCGCAUGCCUCGAGAAAGAGUAGCUAGUAGAGGAAUUUAGAAGACAGAUUGACCGCCUUUAGGAGACUCACUUAUCCCCUUCCUGUGGUUUCCUAGCACCACACUGAUUUGCAAACGUUCCCUCCUGUCCAGACAAGCUGAAAGCUCAACCUUCCCCUAUACGUGGCAGGCUUGUAGGGCCUUCCUUCCAAACAGCACAUUGCAUUGGUUUCCUUCCCCAGUUCCUGCUGGUGAUAGAAGUCUCGGAACACCUGGGAGGCACAACAGAGAUCUGAGCACUCAGCAGCAGAGUGCUCCCCUCUAAGCAAACACCACCUUCCCUGCCUUCCAACCACCGGGCCCCUGCAAGAGGGAACCUAGAGAGAGCGAUGGCAGCCUGAACACAGAAAACAUCCCCAAUUGGCAGACCCCUCCUCAGCAAUCUCCCCUCAGCCUCAUGCUUCACUUGCAAAGUGUGACAUAACCACGGGACGAGUGCCUUGCUUGAACCAAAGCAACGAUUUAGCCAGUCUGGACCUCUCUGUGCUUUUUUUAAUCCUUCCUGUGAAUACCUCAGCUUCAACUGGGCCUCCAUACAGUAAAUUGGUGGGCUUAUUGUACUGUGGUGCUUUGCAAUGCAACCCUGCAAAGAACAAGAUUUGUACUAAUACCAAAGGUUCUCUCUGUCUCUUCCUUCUGCUCCCCGUCCUCCUCCCUUUUCUAGUUCUUCACGGUUCCAAAGCUUUAAUACGAACCCUGGGCAUGUUGGCAAUGCAGACCGCGCAAUUCCUUACCGAAUUUUCUCAGAUAUACCUCAUAGAUAAUAGUGUUUAGAGUAAUGUUAUUAUAGCGUAUGUAAUAAAUAUUCACUGUUUCUUUUGGUAACUGUGAUUUAAAAAAAGAAAAAAGAAAAAAAAAGCUUUAUACGUUUUAGGUUGUGCUUUUGUAAUAGAUGAAAAGGUGCGCUUAAAAAAAAUGUAUGUUCUUUUUUUUUACCCCCUUUGGAUUUUAUUUAUUCUUGAUUGGGGAAAGUUGCAGAAUGAGCCCAAAGUUUACAGUUUCAUAUUUUGCUGAAGAAACAAUCUGUGUUCAUUUGCUCUGUUGAAAAAAAUUAUUAUUUUCUACAUUUGUGCUACUUGGUCUGAACAAUUAAUUGUUCUGUGUUAACAGUGUAGUAUUAUAAUUAGCAACUGCCAAUCAGUGCUAUAAGUUUAUGCAUGAGGCUAAAAAAUUAGCAGUGUGAUGCAUUGUGGUCUUAAUAGCAACAUUUCAUUUUGAACUAGAUCUUCCUUCCCCUUUGGUUCAAUGGACUUUAUUUAUGCAUGGGCGCCAAUUGUUUGUUAGCAGUUGUGGAACAGUUGUGUAUACAUUAAACUGUGAAAAUGUACACAGUUCAGCCUCAGGCAGUGGUAAUAUUGGUUUUCAUGGGAGAUGUCUCACCUCAAAAAUACCUUUACAUCUGUUGGGAUUUCAAAAUGAGUCAGUUGAACUGGGUUCAAAUUUUAUGAGACUGGUCAUUCCAAGUUUGAGUUAGCCAACUUGUUGUCCACAACUGGGAUCCUUGUGACACAGCUGUCUCAUGCUGUGCAAGAGGGGUUUGGAAACAAGCAUUGAAAACAACUCAACUCUGCAUUUUCAGUCUCCACAAAAGGACAUUAUUUUGGCUUUAUGUUCAUGACCUCAGACCUAACUAGCCAUGUGCAUGGAGAUGUGAAUCCAUCCAGCUCUCACCUCUCCUGACUCUCUGUUUGGGAGUGGCCACUUGGAUUAUGCUUGGUUUCUUCUAGUAUUUUGUUGUCAGGUCAAUUCCCAAUAGAAAUUCAAAUGACAUCUAUAUCAGUAAUUAUUCUAUGGCUUUUUAUUGUUUUGUCCAUUCUCCUGGACAACUCCACCAACUAUUCCAGUGAUUUGGGCAAAAAUAGAUGACCAUUCCCUACAACAUCACCUGUGCGGCCAUCUCGUGGUACUUCUUCCCUAGAGUCGAAGAGGACUCUAACUUGCUCUUUCCUGCCCAAUAUUACGACAUCUAUCCUAAAUGGGGAGUGGAAGAAGUUUUGAAUCCCUGUUUCAGAAAACCAUCCUGGUUUAAACUCCCCAGUUAUCUGAGGCUCUAGAUCUCAAAAAGUAUUUUUCAUUUGCAAAUGAAAACUUGUUCUUUCUUAUAUUUCGGUUCUGAGCAAACUUGUUCUUUCUUAUAUUUCGGUUCUGACCCCUACUCUCAAGUUUCAUACCUAUUUCCCAAACCAAAAUGUUGACAUAAAGCCAAAUCAACUGCCAAGCACACUUUGCAUAGGAGAGUGCAGCCCAGAGUUGGGAAAGCAGCAACCUGCUAUGCAAAACAUUGGAAACCACCAACAGCAGAGCAUUCAUAUUUCCUGUUGAUGAGACAACGCUGGGAAUUCAUUUUCCUUAAUAACACAAAGAAACUUUUUUUGGCCUUAUACAGUAGGUGGUGAUAAUGAAAGCUUUGUAAUAGGUGGUCUUUUCCCCCACCUGAUUAACCUGCCAAAGAUGGGAAUGGAUACAAGAAUUUUAAGUUGGCUUUUGUAAGACAGUUAAUGAUUGUAAUCGUGUUUAAUCUUCCAGAAAACUUUAUGUGUUCUUCCUCAAUAAACCGAAUCAAUUACUUGUUUCAGUGAAGUUCUCACACUCACAAACCCACAAACUAUUCCUCUUGAUGCAGGUAUUGUAGUAUCUACAAGGUCCAAGUGCAUUUUCCAUCCAAAGUAAACAGAGGAAUGUCUGAGACAUGAAGGUGCCCUGCCCUUUUUAUUACAAGCAACGCACGGGUCUGGUCCGCUAGGAUUUGCCACGAAGUCUUGUCAUAUGAAACUCGAGGUAUAUUUUGUUAUGCCAUCCUAUGUCUUUUUUUUCUUUUUUUAGACUUUGUGGAAAGUGAUAUGUUGAAUCAAGUGUAAGCUGAGUUUUCCAGACAACUGAAGUAGCUACAUCGUGAAUGUUAUUUUGUUAUUAAAGGGUUUUUACUCAAUGCUUUGUGCCCGUGGGUGUCCUUUUCCUUGGAGACACAGAACUGUGGGAUUACCUCAGUGUGGCCUGGAUUUUGCUCCUGCUCUCAUGGUGGGAAUGUGGGCCCGGCCCGGGAAAUAGAAGGUCAUGGGGGGGUCGAUGUUGGCGCUAGGAAGAGAUCUCCAUAACUAUCAGCUUUAAAGAGAGCUGGGCCCAAACUUUCCAACCUCACUCUCUCUUGACCCCAGCACUUCUCCAGAAUCCCUUGGCCUUGAGCACAUGCCAGCAUGAAGGCAGGCCCCAAUUCUUACAGAAAAGGCAGGAAGAGAACGUAGUAAUCCUCAGGCUUCUGUGGCCCAGCAGGCAGGCACCUUCCCCCAGGCUGGGCUCCACCAGCCAAGGUGUAGGCAGCCAUCUGUCGACUUCCCCUGCGCCAUCGCUGUGGGUGUCUUCCUCCCCCUUGACUACAGCAAAGGGUCCAGGUCCCCACAGUCCAGGGGCCUCUUCCAAACCAGCCCUCAUCACACUUCCUGUGCAUUCUGGCUUAGCUAUUUCAUCUAUAAUUUGUGCAGAGGAUUGGAAAACAAAGCAAGGCCUGGAUGGGUUUUUCUGUGAUUUUGUUUUUAAUUUUUAUCUUAGCUAGUCCCAGGUCUUUGAUCUGGAAAAACACAAGAAGGAAAAGGAGACCUCACUGCCGCUCAUGCCUUGCCACUCUCUCCGGGGCCAUGCACACUGCACAUGCUGUGGAUCUUUCUUAGGGGACAGGCCGAACCACAGAUACUCAGCCAAGAAAAUGGUCCGUCAAUGCCUACUUUACCGCUGUUUGAAAGACCUCUUCAAAAAGCUGUACAGCUUGGGGUUUCUUCCCAUUCUCUUUGCUUUGUCUCAAUUCGGCAUUUAGCUUAAUUUAAGAGUCAGUUUGCUGUCCAGGGAAGUUUUUGUUUGUUUGUUUGUUUUAAUCCUCACCUGAGGCUAAUUUUCCAUUGAUAUUUAGAGAGAGUAGAAGAGGGAGGGAAAGACAAAGAGAAAUAUGAUGUGAGAGAAACACAUCAAUUGGUUGCCUCCUGCACGAGCCCCGACCAGGGCCCAGGCCUGCAACCAAGAUAUGUGCCCUUGACCGGAAUUGAACUCGGGACCCUUUGGUCCACAGGCUGAUGCUCUCUCCACUGAGCCAACUGGCUAGGGCAAGGGGGGAGUUUUGUUUUGUUUUGUUUUGUUUUGUUUUGUUUUGUUUUGUUUUGUUUUGAGAUUAUGACAGGGAACCUGGUGAGAAAGAUUAAGUAUUCAAAGACUGUUGGCUGAGUAAUUGUAUCAUUAACAGAUACUUCCUUGAAGCUAAAUCAUUUCCUUUCUUUACUAUGUCAUUUUGUGUUACAAAAGCCUAAAUGGUACCAGCAAACUUCUUAUCACGAAAGGCUAUAUGGCAUCUGGCAAAUUGGAAUUCCUGAAAUAAGAAGACAACCUUCGCACUGACAAAAUGAUAACAUCUGAGCUUGGCAGGCAGAGACCGAGAUGGUAACAGGCAUAAUCUUUUGUUGUUGUUAAUCCUUACCCAAGGAUACUUUUUCCAUUGAUUUCUAGAGAGAGUGGAAGCGAGGGGGGAAGAGAGAGAGAGAGACAGAGAGAGAGAAGCAUAGAUGUGAAAGAGACACAUCAAUUGGCUGCUUCCUGCACAUCUUCUGACUUAGGCCAGGGAUUAAGUCUGCAACCCAGGCACAUGCCCUUGACCUGGAAUUGAACCCGGACCCUUUGGCCCACAGACCCACGGACCAUCCAGGGCAAAAGGCAUAAUCUUGGCUCUGGUUUCUCUUCCAAUUCAUAUCUCCAAUCACCAAAUCUUAUUCUCUCCCCACGCCCUUGCCCUGCUUCCAAUCCUAGAGUUCUCCAGUCUCUUCUCCCCUGGUCUAGGUGCCAAAGAAUUUCACGGGCAAAGAUAAUUCAGGGUUGACCAACAUUUCAAUUAAUUCUCUUCUUUACCCUUUGCUUUUCUCAAAGAAGCUGUGUUUCUGGACUGUAGAGAAAGAGCCUGGCCUUUUUUAUGUUUCCAUCCUUCCUCUUCUGAUCUUUUUUCCCAUGUUAACAUUUUGUUAGUACAGAAACUGUAAAUUCUUUCUUGGUCAAUGAAUUCUUACUAGAGAAACCAUCCUCCCACCAAAGUGAGAACAUGUUCCAGCAUCUUUUCUUUCAUUGAUUGUUGAUCUCCAGAUUGAGUCCGUCCUUUUUAGUUCACAUGCUGGCCUGUGGGCUUGAAUCCUUGCUUCCAAUCUGGUAGUAACUUUAUAAUUUUAAAGAGGACUAAAAUGAGGGAAGGGAGGAAGAGGGAAAGAAAAGAAUUUGCCCCAGCUCUGUUUAAAGUUUAAAAUGGAAAGAAGAGAGCCUUUAAGCCCUGGGGAAAUGGCUGCACGGUGGUGAACCUUCCCUGUGACAGCCCAUGCUCUGCCACAUGGCUUCUAGGCCAGUUCUUCCAGAAACCCAGCCAUUAGUAGAAAUCCAGCACCUUUCCAUGGGUCUCUAUCCAGAUUCCAAGGGGACAAGAGAUCAAAGUCACAUGCACAUCUCUGGUCCCAGUUCCUGGCUUUUACAGAUGUUACUUCCAAGAAAAUCAUAGUGGGGGAGGGAACCUUAAACUUUCAUUUUUUAGUCAAUCUCUUUGACAUCACCUCUCAUAUUUAAAAUCAGGAAAACAUGCCCCUCAAAUUGCCAUUCACUUCUGUUUUGAAAAAGAGAACCCUAGUUCAUCCACAUUCUUAUUUUCUUUUUACUCUGAGCUAAACUUCCAAAGCAUAGUAUAACCUAGAUUUUGCCCCAUCUCAGACAUGUUCAGUCAGACUGUGCUGAAAGAUUUCCCAGGGAUGGUCAACGAGGAAUAUAUUCAGUGGCUGCCCUGAAAUUCUGCUGGGGAUGAGGAUCACAUACCAUUAGCAAGGGGGCUCUUUACCCUCUGAUAAGCUCCCAGUUUGGGGAAAGAUCUCUUUGAAUUUUAAUUGCAUUUUCAAUUUGCUUAAUUCACACCCUGAUGUUUUGUCUGCAACACUGCUUACACUGGAUUCUUUCUAUUUUUAUUCCUAUCAUUAAAUGGUAGUGCUGUAAAUUCUGCAAUUAAUGUCAAAUAAACUGCUUUCAUUCAUUGA